UUUUCCCCUUCUUAAUAUAGACACUAUCGGAAAACCCCUAGAAACACGUACAGGUACGCAUGCGCAUGCGCGACACGACACGACAGGGAGUACUUGUUGCACGACUGCGUCAUUCUGGAGCUGACUUUGGAAGGAAAGGUUUCUCCAUAUGCCGGCUGGUCAGGAACCCACGAUGAGGAACAUAAUGUAUAAAUGGAUAUUGAAUAUUUAUAUCCGAUACAUAAUAGCGCCAAUAAGAAAAUAUUUCUUCAAGUUGAAAUAUGGAAAUAUUAUCGUAAAGAAAGUCAGUGGUGGACGCUUGACUGACACUAUUUUAUAUAUCAUGGCAUUAAAUGAUCCGUCAUGGUAUUGUAAUAAAUCGCAUAAAAAUAUGGCGCCGUCGAAUUGGUACUAUACACCAAUGCUAAACGCGUUUCCCUAUAUCUGGGUAUACCCAUCAAUAUCCCUUAAAGGGAAUUUCGAGGAACUAAUGGCUAGACGUGGAGUACCUCUGGAGGAAAUCAUGGUCUAUGAAGCGCUGAGAUUGAAAUCUUUCCAUGCCGUAGACACAGCAAAUGUAUCCCCCAUACAGCUGGCGGCUGCAGGGUUCUAUGCUACAGAUGGUGGUAGAGAGGUCAGAUGCUUCAGCUGCGGCAUUAGGCACGGGAUGCACGCCACUCAACGUCAUAAAACUGGGUGUCGACACAGGAAUGGUUUACCUUGUGGAAAUGUUACUUUUCGUGAGAGCCCUUUGCCUUCGGAGUGGAGUAUUAUAAGUAUCCGUUCUAGAUACCCACCUAUAACUACAGAUAUCGAUCUUCAUUCUCCCGUGAGUCAGCCACGACUUUCUGAUCCCGGUCCAACGGCCUAUACUAACCAUAGAGUAACUGAUCACACUACGGAACCUGAUAGACUGGCUUCGUUUGAACUGGCUUCGACGGAGAGACGUCAGGCUCCGCAACAGACCCCGAAAGCAGAAGAAAGCACUGUGGAAGAGAUACAGCAGCUGAAUGAGUCGGACUUGUGUAAGAAAUGUCUGGAGGACCCCGCCAACAUCGUCUUCCUACCCUGUGGACAUCUGGUGGCCUGUUCCAUGUGCGCCCCAGCUCUAGAACAUUGCCCAGUCUGUAGGACACACGUCCGGGGAACAGUCCGGAGAAAAUGAUGUAAUUUAGAAUUUAAAUUAUAUAUAUAUACAUAUAUAUAUAUAUUGUGAAUAACUAAUAGCUUUCUAUAAGCAACUAAUUUUACGUUUCUCAAAUUUACAAAUUCAUGAGUACGUUCUCGAUUACGUGAGAGGUAUUUUUAUAUGUAAACCUCAUGAUAAUAUAUGUGCUGAUGAAACCAUCUUGGUUUUUGAUAAGAAACAUAUAUGCUAAAUAGAAAAUUAUCACAUUAUGGAUAAUCUAAUACUAAAAAUUUAGAUCAGUUUAGAUUAUUACUAUAGUUAAUAUGUCAUGCCAUUUCGUAUUACUAUAGUUAUUAAUAUAUCAUGGCAGGACACAGUAACUAUAGUAAUAUGAAAUAAUCUGGUGUUUUUAACCUGUUUUUGAGGAGCAUAUGUGAUACAUACAUAGAAAAAUGUAUGUUCCCGAUAAGGAUAUUUGAUAUUUUAAAUACCCGGCUAAAACUCCCAUUGAAAAUAAGUUCAUCAUUGGUAAUGACUUUAUUCGUAAUGAAUUUGUUUAUUAUGGUUUUGUGCCUCAAAUACCACAUGCCCUUAAACAUCAACUGUGCAUGUAAGAUUACCACUGACUGCAACUUGGGUUUCACUCUCGUUUGCACUGGAGAUGUUUAAGUCGACAUCACACUAGAUGCAUUGAUUUCCUUGUUUGUUUCGAAACUUUCGCAUUUAAUAUAACAAGGAGGUUAUAUGUAGGCAUGAUAAUGAAUGAAACCUUUUCACUCUGCACAGAUUAGGGUUAGAAUUAAAAAGAUUCGUAAGAGGCGACUGACGAGAUCGUGUGGUCAGCCUCGGUGACUUGAUUGAUGCAUGUAUCAUAGGCAGUUUGGCAGGGUAUAUAGGUUUUAACAGGGAGUCUAUAUGUUUUAACAAGGAGUGUAUAUACGUUUUAUAUAUUCCCUUAAUUAAGUAAGUUGAUUAUAUCUAUUUAAAUAAACAGAGUGCUGCCAAUACAAAUUAUAACAGCAGCUGGGGUAUCAUUACCAUGGCCAGCAGCACAGAGUCAUGUGCGUGUCAGCGGGUUGUAGUUAAUGCCAGAGAAUGGCCGGUUGGCCACUGAAGCUUAACUUUGUGGAUGAGGUGCGGGAUACUGCAGGCUGACCAUGUAUGUAACGUAACACGAUACAUUGCAGUCUGAAAGUGAGGGUUAAAGAUAGUACGCUUUCUGUUAGUCGGGACUUGACCCUUGGACAGCGGCUAGGCAGGUUGGCUCUCUGACGCCUCUGAUAUGCUGCCUGGCCAUGUCUGUCCCAUUACCACAAUCGUGAUUAUGCACAUGCCGUAACUGUUAUAUCACAAAUAAAGUGUUGUGGGCCCAAUGAUGGACUCCUGUGUUUGAAGGACAGAUAUCCCAAACCUAACAGCCCGGGAUACAUGGUGGAAUCCAAGAUCUCGGAACCUCUCUGCAACAACGUUCGUAAGCGAAAUCUCCCCACAAGUCCGGUGAUAUCCAUCCAUCCUGGGUCCACAUCACAACUCACGUCAAAACAGCAACUAUCAUCGUGAAUUCGGAGAACAGUUGACCACACUGCCUUUCAACUGUGCCACGGAAUCCACAAUUGGGACGCUUUGCAGCUUUGUGAAAAGGUUUCCGUCACAUCUUACAAUAGUGACGUCUUUUUACGGCAAGUGGGAACAACAGCAAGAAUUCUGUGAGUUCCUCACCAUCCACGACUGCAAGCAACGAAUGCACGUACAACGGCCCCUAUACGUGAAUCCUUUCGGAAACAAAUAAAAACCAAGGACUCCAUCAAGGCAAAGAAUUUCAACUAACUCUGUUUCACCUUGUGUCAGUGACUUUGUGAUUUUUCAGUGACUAUAGUGAUUGUUCUGUAAUUUUUAGUUAAUCUUUCCACUGGGUAAGUGUUUAUACAAUUUGGUCAUUCUUGUUAAGUCUUUAAAGUUACGAUGCCUCUGUUUUCAUUCAAAACUACAUGCUCUGAUGAUGAAACGCCUUCCAGUAAGCCGAGUUUUCUUUCGAGGAUCCGCCGUAAACCUAAACAGGCAGAUGCUAAGACAACCCCUCUUCGUUCCCUUUCUCCAUCUUCUACUCAUCAGCCAGCCACUUCUAAACCCCCUGAUCCCCAUUGCCGAAUUAUUAACCCCCAUUCUGAGGGCCGUUGUUGUUCUCUCCCUCCGUGCCCCUCUCCACUCGCUGACCACCGCACUGUCCAGCCCCCAUCUCGCGUCAGCUUCACGACCCUCCCCAUGCCUUUGUUUGACGGACAUGAUGCCUUUGUUUGACGGACAUGAUCCCCGCUCUGCACCUUCAUGCCUAGGUAGAUUUCAGAAAUUUACCUCAAUUCAAAAUUACACCAGUGAAGAAAUUAUUAACGUUUUCCCCCUAUAGUUAUCCAAAACUGCUUUAAUUUGGUAUGAAGGACUUCCAUGUAAAGACAACAUGACAUGGCCUGAACUCAAACAAUCAUUUUUAAAAUGGUAUGGUCCAACGUCUACCUAGGAUAUAUUGGUGGAGCUUCGAUCCUCGGUACCUCAAACCCAAUGCAACAAGAUAAAGAAGUUUGUCAACACAAAGUGAAUCGUUAUUUCGUCUUGGGUCCACAACAAUCACGACAACAACCAACAACCAGCAUUCUGGUUCGUCUAUCCUCAAGCUAUUCUGUGCUCAUCAUUAUUGUCAUCAUUGUUCUUACUCGGAGAUAUUGUUACCAUCCUAAAAGGCCAACCCCUUAAGCCGUCCCGGGGACCAGCAACUUUUCCAGGAUACAACAGAAAAAGAACCCAGGAUUCCUUGUUUCGUCACACCCCUCCCUCAACCAUCAAGAGGUGAUUUCGAAGACUGACAUUUUCAUCGACGACCACUGUGUUAACAACAUCAAGUUCCACUUAACCAAGACAUUUGUUUCAUUCCGGUAAUUCCUGUGUGUUUGUGCCAGCCACUAUCUCAAAAGAAACAGUCCUCAAAGGCAUUGUGAUUUGCAGUGAAUAUUUGUUGUAAUUAAUGUGCUACAGCCCUUCAUAUUUGUGACAUUCGUAGGAACAGUUUUGGUAAGCAUUAUUUCAUAUAUUGUAUUACAAUCAACAAGAAUGACUUUUUACGCUCUGAAACCCCUCAAUGCCCAUGAACGUCUUCCCCUAUCCUCCCCCGAAGUCUUGAGUCCUCCCAUAGUAUACCAGUCCUUACAGUCUAGAAAUGGUUCAACCCAACAAGAAACUAUUUUCACUCCCCGAUGGGAAACCUUGUAUGCAACCGGGUCACCACGACCUCGUUCACCACAGCCUCAACACCCCCAGGACCCCCAACAAACUCCCCUAUCUUACUUGCCUCCUCCAUCACAGUGUACCUCCCUCUCCUCACCACCCCCCUCCCAAUCUGAAAUACCUCAAACAUGUCAGCUGACCAAUCGCCCGAGACCCCACGCUGAUAAUCCUUCGUCCACUGAUGAUCGCACCUCUUUAUUAAGACUCAUUAACUGCUCCCGCCUCCCGCUCUCAAUGUAUGAUGGCAAGGAUUCCAUUGCUGCUGUUUCAUGGCUGAAACGCUUUGAAAACUUUGCUUCAGUACAAAAGUAUUCUGAAGAAGACCAAACAAAAAUAUUCCCCCUUUAUUUAACUGAUCUCGCAGCUGAAUGGUACGAUGGUAUCAACAAUAUUUCACUUAUGUCUUGGUCUGAGUUGAGACAAGCCUUUUUACGGAGAUAUGCACCUUCCGCAGUAGGUCUUGUAACUCGACAAAAUGAUUUAUUGGACAGAAAACAGAGGGAAGGUGAACCUUUCCGAUCUUUCCUCCAGUCCAUAAGACAUGAGGCAGAGCUUCUACAAAGAAAUGAAGACAUGUACAUCAAAGAUCUUAUUCUCCGUAAUGCUCUUCCCAAUAUCCGCAUGUUCAUCCUGACACGCCCCCUCACCUCCUUAAAACAGGUCACAGAUAGUGCGGAGAUAGCCGAGGCCAUGUCAGGGUGGACUGACUCCAGAUCUGAUGAAACCAUGACCGCUAUAAAUGAACUCACAGUUAAAGUCAAUACUCUCAACACCCAUCAUGUCAAUGCAAUAGGAUCAGAUACUGGGCCAAAGAAAGAGCAUUCAUGUCAGUCAGGAUCUAUUCCAUCACCAUAUCCCCAAGCACAACAUGUGAACCACGGGUCUCAGUCCCCAACUCAUCAACCCUGGUCAUCACAAUACCGACCUUGCAUGUAUAAUCAAGGACCCCAUCUGUGCCCUUUAACGACUCCAUGGGAUUCCAAUGUGAAGAUAACGCUCGUUCUCUUGACCAGUUCAUGUGGUAUCAUCAAAACCUCUUGCUACGAUGUCUUAGUAUUGCUCAUAUUUUCACCACCCUCAUUUUGACCAUGUACCCUUUUGUAAACCUGGUGCUAACGAAACUCAACCCAUACCUAUCAACAGUCUAUUAACGCUCAUAGGAUUUAAUGUUCUUCUAUUAAAGUGUACCCUUGGUGCGAGUGUGUGACAAUGAUGUCUAUUUGUUGAAGUUAAUUACAUCAUUAAAUAGUAACUGCUCUUACCCAUUAUAGGCCCUUUGCUAGCGGGGGUUGGAAAUGAGUAGUUACGAUUAUCUGUCCCUAUGUGAUUCUUAAUACAUCAUUGAAAAUGAAUGCAUAUAUAUUCCCUUUGUGAGCUGUUGUCUAUUUAUGAAAAAUGUCAAUCCUGUUUGAAGUAUAAAUGUGUGUUGAAAGUAGGUUUAGAAUAGGCUUGUCUUAUGUACUGUAAAGUGGAGAGAGAGAGAGAGAGAUUGAAAGAGUAAGAUAGCUGCUGAUAGGAUAAAUGAACAAAGAGAUGACAGAAUACAAAAGAAAAACUGACAUGUAUGGUAGAUAGGGUGGGUCCGAGAGAGAGAGAGAGAGAGAGAGAGAGAGAGA
This is a messenger RNA of Haliotis rufescens (red abalone), 6000 nucleotides long. RefSeq names its product baculoviral IAP repeat-containing protein 7-B-like. The transcript is spliced from 3 exons. The record is from RefSeq and is a predicted model, not a curated record. Gene Ontology annotation, biological process: regulation of cell cycle. Lineage: Eukaryota; Metazoa; Mollusca; Gastropoda; Lepetellida; Haliotidae. Gene Ontology annotation, cellular component: cytoplasm; spindle microtubule; nucleus. Bases 4211 to 5470 code for a protein of 419 amino acids.